UUACUCGAAAGCAACGAUUUAAUGGAUAUUGAACACAAAAUUCAGCUGGUACAGGUUUCUAUGAAAAGAACUUGCUUCGGAGCUCCGAGAAAAGAUAAUAUUUGGAUUUACGGUACAACAUGUGUACAUGGACGAUUGAUGUUCUUGACCGUUGAUUUUCACGAAACAAAACAUUGUAUUUAGCACCGUGGCUUCACGGAGAGCUCAUGACAGUGUUUGUGAAUCAGGAAUGACCACGAGCUCACUCUGUACCCUGACUGUCACUGGAAACAUUCAAUGAAUUCAGGUGCUCAUCCUUAUAAGUACGUAAUCAGAGGGCAAUUCCAACAGUUUUGGUUAGCUUUAUGACUUUGAACUACAUUGUAGUAGAAGAAGACAGGGACGUGUGCACUUCAGAAGAUUCAGACCUCAGUUCAGUUGCAGAGGAAGAACGAAAAAGGGAGAGUAGGUAUGUCAGGAAUUAUACUAUUUAAGAGCCAGCUACAAGAAUAUACACAGAAAGCAUCUUUACCACUACCAGUUUACGAGACUGCAAAGGAAGGGCCUCCACAUGAUCCCAAAUUCAAGGCAACUGUGAUUGUCAAUGGAGCUAGAUAUGAUUCUACUUCAAAUUUCUCUAGUAUCAAAGCUGCAGAGCAAAGUGCAGCGCAAGUUGCUCUUGAGGAUUUGCUGAAGAAGCCAGAUCAAGAGAAAGGUGUUUCUAGCCAAGUACAUAAAACAGGGCUAUGCAAAAGUGUUCUCCAAGCUUAUGCUCAAAAAAUGAGCCUGCCAGUUCCUAUUUACAAGACUACAAGGUCAGGAGAAAGCCAUCCCCCAAUUUUUAUAUCAACUGUUCAAGUUGCUGAUGUUUUCUAUACUGGGUGUGUGGCAAGCAGUAGAAAGGAAGCAGAAAUCAAGGCUGCUCAAAAAGCACUGAUGGCAAUUGAACCACAAGCCUGUGAUUCCAUUUCUCAGGCUGGCACUCAAAAUCUUUCUGGUUUGCAAGCUGCAAAUCCCAAUAUGUCUGGUUCCCAAGAUCCUGUGUCUAAUAUAUGUGAUUCCAUUUCUCAGGCUGGCACUCAAACUCUUUCUGGUUUGCAAGCUGCAAAUCCCAAUAUGUCUGGUUACCAAGAUCCUGUGUCUAAUAUAUGUGAUUCCAUUUCUCAGGCUGGCACUCAAAAUCUUUCUGGUUUGCAAGCUGCAAAUCCCAAUAUGUCUGGUUCCCAAGAUCCUGUGUCUAAUAUAUGUUCACAAGCAGGAGAAGAUUCUCAGAUAAAGAGGGAUACAGAUAAGGAAGUAUCCUGUGAAGAGUGUAAACCAGUUAAACCAAAACAGAGUCCAAGCAUCGGUAGUUUUACCCCUGAAGAUAAAAAACUAAUAAAUGAAAUGGGACUGUGUAAGAAUCUUCUUCAAGUUUAUGCUCAAAGAAUAAGCCUGCCAGUUCCUGUUUACAGAUCUACAAGGUCAGGAGAGAUACAUUUACCAGUUUUUAUAUCAACUGUUGAGUUUGCUGGUGUUUCCUACACUGGGGGUGCAGCAAGCACUAAAAAGGAAGCAGAGAUUAAGGCUGCUCAACAAGCAUUGAUGGCACUUCAACCACAGGACUGUGAUUUCAUUUCACAGGCCGCUGUUCAAAAUCUCUCUCAUGUGCAAGCUACAGAUUCCAAUAUGUCUAGUUGUCAGGUUCCCAUACCUAGCAUCUGUUCACAAUCAGGAGAAGAUUCUCAAAGAAAAAGGAGCAGAGAUAUGGAAGUAACCUCUGAAGAAUGUAAGGCUAUUAAGCUCGAUCAGGGUACAAACAUCAGUCAUUCUACUUCUAAAGAUGAGGCGUUAAAGCAUGUAAGAGGGCUAUAUAAGAAUCUUCUGCAAGAGUAUACUCAAAAAGUGAACCUGGCACUUCCUAUUUAUACAUUUUCAAAGUCAGGAGAGGUGCAUUCCCCAAUUUUUAUAUCAACUGUUCAAGUUUGUGGUGUUUCCUACACUGGUGGUAUUGCAAAUAGUAAAAAGGAAGCAGCAUCCAAGGCUGCUAGAAAAGCAUUAGUGGCACUUAAAUCACAGGCUUGUGAUUCUGCUUCUCAAGUUCCUACUCAAAACAUUUUGGGUUGUCAAGCUCCAAAUCAAGAUGUGUCCGCUUCUCCUGUUUCAAUAUCCGAAUUUUCUGAAAGGAAAAGGGACGGGGAUGUAGACAUAGCUAUUGAAGACAUUAAUGCUAUCAAAUCAAAACAGAGUACAAGUGAUGCCGGAGCAUGAUAAAAAUUACGUUAUUUGUGAUUGCUAUGGUAAAUUUGUUUUUGACUGUAGUUAAAAAUAGUUAUGAACAUGCCGAAGUUAUGUAUCUUACAAAACAUAGAAUUCCUAUAAUGUGCAAUGAACAUGCAGGUUGGUAGAGGGUGGAAAGUCUAAUUGGAAAUCUACCUAAAUAGCUUUUUUAAUUUA
This is a messenger RNA of Cryptomeria japonica (Japanese cedar), 2415 nucleotides long. RefSeq lists its product as uncharacterized. NCBI's taxonomy places the organism in Eukaryota, Viridiplantae, Streptophyta, Pinopsida, Cupressales, Cupressaceae. Bases 451 to 2229 code for a protein of 592 amino acids. The transcript has 8 exons. The record is from RefSeq and is a predicted model, not a curated record.